Messenger RNA from Hypoxylon fragiforme, 743 nucleotides. RefSeq names its product putative ribosomal protein YmL44, mitochondrial. The transcript has 2 exons. Gene Ontology annotation, molecular function: structural constituent of ribosome. The coding region runs from base 197 to 493 and encodes 98 amino acids. Gene Ontology annotation, cellular component: mitochondrial large ribosomal subunit. The record is from RefSeq and is a predicted model, not a curated record. Lineage: Eukaryota; Fungi; Ascomycota; Sordariomycetes; Xylariales; Hypoxylaceae.
AAGCAUCUCUACAUACAUAACUACAUACAUACUACAUCUCUCUCCCCGCCGUCAUACACCACCACCAUUUCAACUUCAAUAUUCCCACAUCACCUCUGCGCAACUAAUUCGUACGUAUGUAUUACUUGAUUGCAUCCGAACAAUGUAAUCCAACUAUAAUAAUUAACAAUCACAACAAACAGACAAUCAAUACACCAUGAUAACCCGAUUCAUCACCGAAGUGAACACCAAGUUCAACCCUUUCUCUAUUCGCUCCCGAGCCACGAGGCUACUCCUCAACAACCUACCUCCCUACGUAAGACAAAAUGGCAUGCUAGUCAACACCACUCUCUUACCGCGCAAUUCCACCGAACCAGCCACUCUCCACGUCAAGUUUAAGGAUGGGAAGGAGAUGCAUCUAGACGGCGAAACACUGGGUAUCAAGGGUAUCAUCGAAGAGUUGGAUAGACAUUCGCGAACGUUACAGAAGCAAGCCGAUCUAGCAGAUGGCUGAGCACACUACUUGCACACUACUUGCAUAACAAUCCGUUUAGUUUUAUGACUAUUAUUCCUUGGUCUUACUCGAGCUAUAUACAUGGCACUUUCCUCAGCGGGUUCAAGCAGCAGCAGUAGUAGUAGUAGCAGUAGUAGCAGUAGCAGCAGCAGCAGCAGCAGCACCAUCACGCCCCUCUUUAGUCGUGCAUUCGCGCAUUCGCAAACACAUCUACGCCGCGAAUAUAGCAGGGCCAUAUUUGCUAUCCCCG